AUGAAUGCAUCAGAAAUAUUGACUUCAUUAAUAAGAAAAGAAUUAUUUAUGAUACAAAGAAUAUAUUGCUUUAUGGCACCUUUGAGGAAAAAUUUGUGUUAUUUUCCAUGGUUCGAACAACAAUGGAUAUGGGAUGUUUGUAUAUUUCGUCACUCGAUAAUGUGCGAUCGAAAAGAUAAGGGAGAUUACAUUCAUUACUUGAUAGGCACACAUUUCAUAUCUAAACAUCAAAUGACAUCGCAACCUGCUUCCCUUCUUCUAGAAGAAUUAACCACCCUCACUUAUUCCGCUAACAUUUUGCUAUCAAAAUGA
Molecule: messenger RNA, 312 nt
Organism: Clunio marinus
Lineage: Eukaryota; Metazoa; Arthropoda; Insecta; Diptera; Chironomidae
Source: the annotation of a GenBank genome assembly